CCAAACAUAGUGUUGUUCUAAGAGAGAGAAAAACUUAAGAAAGAGAAAGUACUAAAACUGCUCUCUUUCUUUUAAGUUUUCUUUUCUCUUUUUUAGCUUGUUCAUCACCAACAUAAUUUGGAUAUUUUCUUCAUAUUAUCUACUGUGAGAGCUACUAGCAUAAUUUGGAUAAUUUCUACAUCCAGAGUUGCAUUGUGAGAUUGAAAAGAACAAGACUAGGUAAAAGUUGGACUUUUUUUUCUUGAUCAUCUGAUCUGAUUCUUGAUUCUUGAAUUUUGAUUUGAUUCAAUUCAAUGGGAGAAGAUCAAGAAAUACUGAAACAUGUAUGCAAAUUCUGCAACAAAAGUUUCAAUAGUGGUAGAUCAUUAGGUGGUCAUAUGAGGUCUCAUAUGAUUAAUUCAACUGAUGGAAACACUACAAGAAAAAUGCUUCCAAUUUUGGAUAUGGGCACUGAAGCAGGUACUCAAAGUGCUAAUUAUGUGCUGAGGGAGAAUCCCAAGAAGACUUCAAAAUUUGCUGAGUCAAGUGAAGAAGAUACUUUGCUUCCAAAUCAGAAGAACAAAGUAUGCAAAGAAUGUGGCAAAAGCUUCCAAUCUUGGAAAGCUUUAUUUGGCCAUAUGAAGUGUCACUCAGAGAGAAUCUCAUCAAUAAAUAACAGUGUGGAACAAGAUUCUUGGAAUAGUGCUAAUGCUAAUCAGAAACAAGUUAUGGAUAGUCAAUCUGAUACUGAAACAGCAGCACCAAAUAAGAAGAAGAGAUCAACAAGAAGGUUGAAAAGGUACAUGGCUACUACAACUUCCUCUUCUUUAACUGUUGCUUAUAAUGCUUCUCCUUGUAUCUCUGAGAUUGAACAUGAUCAGCUACAAGAGGAAGUUGCUAUGAGUUUGAUCUUACUUUCAAAAGAUGUGGGAAGUUGGGUUGGUCAAAAUCAUGUCACUGAGUGUUCUGAUAACAAUUAUCAACCACAUCAAAAUGAUAAAGUUGGGAACAAGAGCACAAAAUGUAAAGAUGGUGAAUUGGUCAAGCUGAGGAAAGUCAAAAAUGGGAAAACAGAACAAGGUGAGAGCUCCAAGUCAAAUGGUCAAAAAAGGGACAAAUCACAAGUUCCAACUGAUGAUGAGAAAAAGAAGAAGAUUAAAGUGGACAAUGAAAACAGAGUUGUUGAAGAGUUUGAAGUUGAAUUUGCUAACAAGUUAGUCAAAAGGAGUGAUUUAACUGAGGGUUUCAAUUCCAAGAAGAUAAAAUUUGAGUGUACUACUUGCAAUAAGAGUUUCCAUUCCUACCAAGCACUAGGAGGUCACAGGGCAAGCCACAAAAAUAUCAAAGGUGAAAAUAGCAGUAUUGAUAUUGAGCACUUGCAAAAUAAAGGUGUAGAUCAUAUCAAACUCAUCAAAAACUGCAGCAGUGAAAGUGCAAUAAAUGAAAAGAUUGAGACCAAUUCUGGAUCCAAGAAGCUAAAGAAUCAUGAGUGUCCAAUUUGUUUCAAGAUUUUCUCAUCAGGUCAAGCUUUAGGUGGUCACAAGAGAUCCCAUUUGAUUGCUGAGGCCAAAAGAAACAAUAACCAAGCUGUUGAAAUAGUACAGAAACCAAUACCAGAAAUCAGAAAUUUCUUGGAUCUAAACUUGCCUGCUCCUGUUGAAGAAGAGAAUAUGUUGGAUUCUAGCAGUGAGAAUAUUGGUUUCCAGCAAUGGUGGAUGGAAAACAGUCACAAACAUGAGCAGCUACUGGGCCUUAUUUCCAAUUAAUCAUUGGGAAUUUCAUUUAAGGUUCACAAGUGUACAGAUUCAUUGAUUCUUUACAUGUUUGAAGUGUUUAAAUUCUCAGUAGUAACUUAGUGGUGGCAAUAUUCAACCCAAAUUUGUUUGAUCCCUAUUCAACCUGCCCAACAACAAUAUAGUGAUAUAGCCCGUGUAGUCCCAUAAGUGGAUCUAGAGAGGGUAGAGUCUACGCAGACCUAGCCCCUACCUUUUGUUGAUAAAAAAAUCGUUUCCGAUAGACCCUCGGCUCCCUGUUCAACAUGUCCAUUUAACAAAUUCAAAUUCCAUUUUGCUCAUUGAACCAGUUAGCAACCCCCCUCCCUUUCUUUUUGUUGGGAUCAAUUUUAUUGUCUUUUACCAAUUUUAAUUAGGAAAUGAAAAUUCAUAUGUACAAGAUGUAAGCUUCUUUUUCUAUUUAGGAUUCUUUUUUUGUUGUGUACAUUUUAACUUGAUCUUGAGCUAGACUAAAUUGUAAUGAAGGGUAAUUUCUUUUAAUGAUGUGAUAAUCUUUUCUUGGA
This is a messenger RNA of Nicotiana tabacum (common tobacco), 2275 nucleotides long. RefSeq lists its product as uncharacterized. The record is from RefSeq and is a predicted model, not a curated record. NCBI's taxonomy places the organism in Eukaryota, Viridiplantae, Streptophyta, Magnoliopsida, Solanales, Solanaceae.